Messenger RNA from Saccharomycopsis crataegensis, 2151 nucleotides. RefSeq lists its product as uncharacterized. The transcript has a single exon. The coding region runs from base 1 to 2151 and encodes 716 amino acids. Lineage: Eukaryota; Fungi; Ascomycota; Saccharomycetes; Ascoideales; Saccharomycopsidaceae. The record is from RefSeq and is a predicted model, not a curated record.
AUGAACACCAUCUCUGAGGUCUCUCAUGAGAAUGCCUCCGUGUUCUCCCACCAGAACAACAAGGCAUUUGCGUCAAAGUCUAAACCUAGGGUCAUCCCCGACUCAGCGUCGAUACAUUCAAACGUUCUUCAUCUCGCCCCUUCAAAGUCAAGAGCUUCGACCAUAAAACGCCAGAUCACCACAAAAACCGCCGAUGGAGCAUUCAGACUAAAUGGCUCAUCACCAAGUAACUAUACCGCCAGUCCCCAAGUGAAAAAAAAUCUAUCUGUCAAAUCAAAUGUAUCUAGACCCCGCUCUCCUGCGUUGACCAUUGAAAACGAUAAGGACGAUGCGUACUACAACGAUAUCAAUGACGAUAUUCUCAAGGCCAAUGCCAGAGCCGACGUCAAAUCCAUCAAAUCUUACACCCCUACUGAAGACCUUAGGUCCAUCAGAUCUUACAGAGCCGUCGAGUCGGACCCUCUUACAGGGAAACCCCUUUUCGUCUAUAAAGAAAAAUCACCAGAUCAUGCUGCUAAAAAACACCAAAAACAAGUGGCCAGAGAAAAGUUUCUUAAAGAUCUGUCCGACGAAAAAAGAAAAGAAUUUCUCAAUAAGAAAUUCUCUGACAAGCUCAACCGCCUUCAAAAGCAAAAUGUCGAGGACGAAGUCAAAAGUAUCAUCAGCGAAUUAUCAGACAAAGGGAAAUCUAUAGAAGAUAUCAUUGAUGACAUCCGCAAAACCAGCGGCGACCGUAACAAUUCAUUCAAGCAUUUGCGUGAUAACAACCUUAUUCCUCCCCCAGAUGAGCUUUCCGAUACCGAAUCAAAACACUCCAACUUUAUACCUGGUUAUUAUUCAUCUCCACAAAAUCAUUCAUCCCGAAAACACCAUCGUACCAAAUCAUCAGCUUCAAUGAAUUCCCAAGGGUUUAAUUUUACUCCACAGUUCCCAUUAAACGAUGCCUUCAACCCACAAUACGCUGCUGCUGCUGCUGCCGCGGCGGCAGCCGCCGCUGCCACCGGAAGCGCUCCUUCCACAGUCCCUGGAACCCCAAACCCAAACUUCGCUUCCGGUGCUUUCCAGGGAGGGAUGUUUCCUCCUCCUCCAGCUGGGUUUUCUCCUCAGCAACAGCAAAUAUGGUAUCAAAAUUUCAUCGCUUAUGCUCAAAUGGCUCAAGCCCAAUAUGCCGCCCAACUUCAAACACAAUUACAUGAGCAAGAACAAGCUCGUCAGCGUGAAUUUGAUGAGAAAGAAAAAGCAGUAAUGGCUGCUCUUGUCACCGCCAAAGUUCAACAACGUCUCCAAAACAAAUUUGAAAAAGAAUUGAAACUUUUGUCUGAUUUGCGAAAACAAGCAGAAGAGGAGAGAUUACAACGUUAUGGUAAUAACUAUUGGGGUUGGCCAUAUUUUAAAAACCAAGAGCCUAAAAAGGACGAUGCUAAGAAGGAAGCUCCAAAACCAAAAUCUAUUGCCCCAGCAGCGGAGAAAAAAGAAGAGAAGCCAAAGACUAAAGACCCAGUCAAAGUGUACGACUAUGCUGAUACUUCAUCAAUUCCAUUUGUUUUCCCAUUCGAAACUCUGCAAACUUGGGCCUCGUUUCUUGAUGCUCUUAAAGAAGCUUUUCCUCAAUAUCGUAUACAAAUUGCUAAUUCUAACCUUCGUCUUUAUAAUAAGACUUCCAAUGUCAAGAUUCUUCCAUCUCACUGGGAAAAAUCGGUUGAACCAGGCCUUUCAGUAUCCGUGGAGUUCCCUCAACCAAAAAAACAACAGCAGCAACAUAAGCAAAUUAGUUUCAUGUUACCUGAUGAUGCUCUGAUGCACUCUCGUAAAGGUGGAUUCCUUCGUUUUGGUGCAGCAGAUGGAGCUGGAGGUCAACGUGGUAUGAAGGCCCAUGAUCCACUCUACGGAACUUUUGACGAAGAUGAGGGUCAUGGUAAACCAAACAAUCGUAAUGUGGGUGGUCCUCGUCGUCCUGCCGGUGGUUUUUUCAGAUGGAUGACCGAGGCAGACCGUGCUGAUCGUCAUAAUACCAGGAGAUCUAUUAGUGGUGGCGGUGAAAUGAUGCCUGAUCCAUCAAUGAUGAGCCGCAGUAACAGUGCCCAUAAGACCACUGGUGGUGGUGACAAUAUUGAUAAAGAGGUUAGUGCUUUAAAUGAUCCAGAUUUGUGA